UCCGUUAACCAUUAGUUUAUUAUAGCAUAUUAAUUUUUCUAAUAUGCGAAUUACAUACGUACCACAACGUGUAUCACGAAGACCAUAUCCCGCUGGACAGCUGGAAAACAAACCAAUAUUGCUGGAUCUUCCGAUGGAUAUGUUUGCAUCGGUCUUUCCUCUCUUUCGUCUUCCGAACGAGAACUUUUCAACGACAGAUUUUUACAACCGAGAUAUGUUGAGAAUUUUUUCACCAAUAUUUUUCACAUACUUGACUUCGGGAGCAAGACGGCGUUAAGACCGAUAUCGCCACCAAUUGCGAUCCUUGCCACAUAAGUCGCAAUGUAAAAUACGAUGAAAAGGAUAAUUUGCAUAGCGUCAUAUCACGAGCAUUCUUAGAGGCGGUCCUUCGCUCACGAUUCACGCGCACCGUCACCGUUAAUUCGCAUGAAUCUUCCAUGGAGCAUCGCACGAUGCGACACGAUCUCUCUAUUCUGGAGCAUGUUUGAAAAUAAAAAAGAAACUUGUCUCUCAAGUAACUCUCAAAAAUCAUUUUCAUCAUUCUAAACGAUAAGGACAGUUUGAGAGAAGAAACUGAUUUCUUAAAUAUAGCAAAAUGAAGACACUACUCAAAAUAUUAUAUUCGCUCUGCUGGAGUAACGCAUACUUGAUAAUGGGUAUAUGUAUGGGCCUAAGUUUCAGUCUCCUGUUGAUACCAAUUGAAAUUGACAGACAGCACGACGUAGCGGAAUCUUUUGAUCAUUCCUUGAAUACCUUGGAGGAUAUAGAUCCCUAUGAGCCGAGAAUAAAUACCGACAGCAAACCACAGCAAGUACAGAAGGCGAGGAAAGCAUUUGUGCGUCCUAGAUACUAUUCCACAGAGCUCGGGAUCAGGGAGAAAUUGUUUGUUGGGAUUAUAACGAGUCGCGAGCAUCUGCACAGCAGGGACGUUGCAUUGAACAAGACAAUCGCUCAUAUCGUAGAUAAAAUUCGCUACUUUAUCUCUAUACCAGAAGGGACCAAGCCAAAUGUUUCUUUUCCUGGAAUAGUGGGGUUUACGGACACGAGGAGUAUCUUGAAACCUUUCCAUGCCAUGAAAUACAUCGUCGAUAACUAUUUGGAAAGCUAUGAUUAUUACUUUCUAACUAAGGAUGUAAGUUACGUAAAUGCGAGAGGUCUAAUGGAGUUUGUGAAUAAAAUAAGUGUGAGUCAAAAUGUUCACGUAGGUGUUCAAAGUGAAAUUGAUACCUAUUGUACUCUUGACUCUGGUAUACUUCUGAGCAAUUCUGUCAUACGAGAAAUGAAAAAUAAUCUGGAUUGGUGUGUCAGGAAUGCAUAUUCGGAUUCAGAUGACGUUAAUUUUGGCCGUUGCAUUCUCCAUUCCACUUCUAUGCCCUGUGUCAAUCAAAUACAGGGACGAAACUUUACAUUUACACGGUUGAGAUCCACGUUUAAUUUUAACAAGAAUUUCGCCCGGUUAACUGAGCAAAAGAAUUUCGAGAAUUUGCUUUCCAUUUAUCCUAUUUACGAUCACAUGCUCAUUUAUAAAUUUAACAUGUAUUUUGCCGCAAUAAACUCCGUUAAAGUUCAUAAACAGAUUACUGAUAUACGCAAGAUGAUAUCUGCGACUGCACACUUGGGCCCACCGAAUCUACGUAAUGUAUCAUGGCCUAUUGGAAACCAGCCUGGAAACAGACCUCUAGGACGUUUUGACGUUUUACGCUGGUCAUAUUUCAAUGUGUCUCACGUUUUCUUUGAGACAGAUUUUAUUAACAUUCAGGAAUUAAAAGGCGAUACAAAAUCUGACAUAGAUUACGUGAUAAAUACAGCUGUGAACAAUAUUAUAAACAAAUACGAUAACAAAUUAAGUUUUGUCAGACUGCUGAAUGGUUACCUAAAAUUCGACGCGUCCAGAGGGAUGGAUUAUAUACUCGACUUGAUAUUCAGCGAAGUAGCAACGGGCAAGGAAAUAAGGAAACGAAUCGAGAUCUGUAAGCCGCUGGGAAAAGUAGAAAUUAUACCCGUUCCGUAUGUGACUGAAAAUACGAGAAUUAAUAUAAUUAUCACUAUCGAUCUGAGCAAGAAGCAGGAAGCAUUAAAUUUUAUCGAACACUACGCGCUUUCCUGUAUGGAAAAGAAAUGCAAAACCUUCCUCAUGGUGGUUCUCUUAUAUAAUUCAGAUUCACCGUCAAAAGGCAGAGGCGACGUUUAUCAUGAAGUAAAAACAUAUAUAUCAAUGCUGAACGAGAAAUAUAAAAAGGAUCAAUCCAAAAUUACUUGGCUUUCAAUACGAUUGCCACCCAAUGUAACUUCCAUAGAUUUCGAUCCGAUGUUAAAGAUUGCCGUGACCGACUUGUGCGCGAAGAAAUUCUCGUCGGAAAGUCUGGUUCUUCUCGUAGAGACAGGAACGAAAUUAAAAAUGGAUUACUUAAACAGAAUUCGAAUGAAUACCAUCAGUCGCUAUCAGAUAUUCAGUCCGAUUCCGUUUAUCGAAUUUCAUCCUGAUAUAAUUUAUGCAAAUGAAGCGGCUCAUGACGAAGUCGACAUUAAUAGCAAUUAUGGAAAAUAUGAUGAGCAGAACUACAAUAAUAUCGCAUUUUACAUUAAAGAUUAUAACGCAAUGCGGCAAACAGUUGAGACGAACAUUCCAUUAGUGCGAUCGGAUAAGGACAUAGUUACUCUCCUGAAACUUUCCAAACACAGCCCUGUAACUUCUCUAUUUGAAAUGUACGUGUCAUUCAGCGAUAUGCAUAUAUUUCGUGCGGUAGAACCGACGCUAAAGGUAAAAUACAAAGAUGUCAGCUGCGACGAUACUUCCAAUGACAGUAUAUAUAAAAGUUGCCUUAAAUUGAGGAACAGCCACUUAGGUAAACGUAGUCAAUUGGCUAGACUGAUAUUAGAUUAUCAGAGCUAUCAAACAUAA
Messenger RNA from Solenopsis invicta (red fire ant), 2902 nucleotides. It is a transcript of the gene Chpf, whose product is annotated as chondroitin sulfate synthase 2. Lineage: Eukaryota; Metazoa; Arthropoda; Insecta; Hymenoptera; Formicidae. The record is from RefSeq and is a predicted model, not a curated record. Gene Ontology annotation, cellular component: Golgi cisterna membrane. Bases 596 to 2902 code for a protein of 768 amino acids. The transcript is spliced from 9 exons. Gene Ontology annotation, molecular function: glucuronosyl-N-acetylgalactosaminyl-proteoglycan 4-beta-N-acetylgalactosaminyltransferase activity.